Galleria mellonella (greater wax moth) is the source of this 2266-nucleotide messenger RNA. It is a transcript of the gene l(3)72Dn, whose product is annotated as U3 small nucleolar RNA-associated protein 4 homolog. Gene Ontology annotation, biological process: maturation of SSU-rRNA from tricistronic rRNA transcript (SSU-rRNA, 5.8S rRNA, LSU-rRNA). Bases 107 to 2224 code for a protein of 705 amino acids. The transcript has 11 exons. Lineage: Eukaryota; Metazoa; Arthropoda; Insecta; Lepidoptera; Pyralidae. The record is from RefSeq and is a predicted model, not a curated record. Gene Ontology annotation, molecular function: protein binding; RNA binding. Gene Ontology annotation, cellular component: 90S preribosome; small-subunit processome; t-UTP complex.
UAGUAUCUGUGACUGCAUUGUCAAUUUAAAAUUUUUUUUUAUCUUCUUGUUUUUAACAUUAAUUCAUUAUUUACUAUGUGUUUGUUUUAAAUCCAUUAGAAUCAAAAUGUGUAGUAAAGUACACAGAGUUUGUUAUUAUAAUCCAAAACCAGAAUUAAUUAAUUGUGUUUCUUUAAACAAAACUACCAGACGUAUUGCACUUGCAAGAGCAAAUGCUUCAAUUGAAAUAUGGGACUUGAAUUAUGGUCCUUAUUUAGUAAAAUUUAUUCCUGGAGUCGAAAAGGGAUCAGUUGAGGCUCUAGGUUGGGUUGAAGAUAGGUUAUUAUCUACCGGUCUUGGUGGUGCUUUACUUGAAUGGGAUCUAAAUAAACUAUGCCUCAAAAGUACCACUCUUUUGACUGGAUAUGCAGCAUGGUGUUUGGAUGUUAACACUGCAAAUACCAUUGUAGCAGUGGGCACAGAGCAAGGUUAUGUCAACUUAUACAGUGUGGAGAAUAAUGAAAUAAAUUAUUUAAAAUUAUUUGAUAAACAAGAAGGUAGAAUAAUGUGUUGCAAAUUCAAUAAAACAGGAGAUAUUCUUGUCACAGGUUCAGUAGAUACAAUAAGAGUGUGGAAUGUCCAGACUGGGCAAGCUAAGAGUCGCAUGUCAGUCAGUAGACGUGGUAAGGAGACCAUAGUUUGGUGUUUGGCUGUUCUUGCUGACAACAUUGUUGUAUCUGGCGACAGCGGAGGACGACUUACAUUUUGGGAUGGGGAUCUUGGGGACCAGAUUGAAUCUUAUGUUACACACAAGGCAGACAUUUUGUCAAUAGCUGUGUCUGAUGAUGAAACAUACAUGUUCUUCAGUGGUGUCGACCCUGUAAUUAUGCAGUUCAUUAAAGUUAAAAAUCACAAGGAGUCCAGGGGACAAUGGGUGAGACAUGUGCAAAGACAUGUCCAUGAACAUGAUGUUAGAUCCUUGGUUAUUGAUAGAGAAAGAUUGAUAUCGGUUGGAGCUGAUGGUUACUUGACAUUCUCUAAAUAUCCUCCCAAGUGGGUAAUGCGGAUACCACCAAUGAUUCCAUCACCAAGAACAUCAGUGUCACCUGUGAAAAAACUUUUACUUUUAAGAUUCAGCACCCAUUUAGAAGUUUGGAAAUUAGGUUCUUAUGGCACCAACAAAAAUGGAAGUGUUAUUUAUGAUACAGUCAACACUAUUAAUACAAGUAAACAGAAAAAAGGUAAAAAUACAGGGUUAGAAGAAGAUUCAACAUUUGAUAUUAUUGACAAAGCGAAGGUUGCCAGAAAACAAAUUAGAACUUUAAAAUUAAUAGAGAAACCUUUAAAAUUAGUAUCAGUACAGGCGAAAGGUCAGAAGCAAAUACGCUGCUGUCAGCUGUCGCCCUCUGGAGAAUUUAUUAUUUACUCAACAGAUAGUCACAUAAGAAUGCUGAAAUUGGAUGCGGAUGAAGAAGACCAAGGCAAUUUAUCUUUGUCUAAAUUAACAAUCAGCGGUUUACCAACGAGUUGCGAUCGAAUUGCGUUCACACAAGACUCCCGCACUAUGAUGGUUCAUUGCGCUGGUGUAGUUCAUGUUUUACAAGUGGACCCGUUAGCAGGUGCAACCGUGGUACAAAGUAUCAACGUGGAAAAACAUUUGAAAACAGCAUCAGUAUUACACCUUUAUGUAUCUAGAGAAACCGCCUCAGGCGCAAUAUAUUUAGUAGUGGCUGACACUCAAGGCGCUGUAGCCGUGUGGACUAAAGGCGAAAAGAAAUACGAACAUUACGUAACAUUGCCGAAAUAUAAAUGUAUACCGUCAGCUCUAAUUGUCGACUGGAAACGAGACAACCUCAUUAUUCAUUACGUAGACCAAAAUCUGAUAGAGUAUGAGCUACUGCAGCGCCGGUUUGCAGCGGAAAGAGACGGGUGGCGGUUGAGGUCGCCAAAGGCGGUUGCAGAAAUAGGCGGUAGAGUGGCUGUCUCAAUGACAUUGCACCCGCGUCGCGAUGCUCUCCUAUUGCACGACGACACCUCGCUUUGGGUCGCCGACAGACAACCGGAUGAAGAUAGUGAACCUGUUGCAAAAAGAACAGGACGGGAUACAAAACCAUCAAAUAUUAAAGUUGUACCCUUUAAGUACCUGGCGGACUUUCAUUGGCUCAACGACGAUGAGGCAGUAACAGUGGAAAUUUUACCAGAAAACAUAGUGUUACAGUUGCCGCCAGUUAUGAUUAAUAAAUAAUAUGUAAAUAUAAGAAAAAUAAAGUUACUGAAACAAUUUUUA